Messenger RNA from Engraulis encrasicolus (European anchovy), 1836 nucleotides. It is a transcript of the gene ugl, whose product is annotated as ureidoglycolate lyase. The record is from RefSeq and is a predicted model, not a curated record. NCBI's taxonomy places the organism in Eukaryota, Metazoa, Chordata, Actinopteri, Clupeiformes, Engraulidae. Bases 87 to 1730 code for a protein of 547 amino acids. Gene Ontology annotation, molecular function: malate synthase activity. Gene Ontology annotation, cellular component: cytoplasm. Gene Ontology annotation, biological process: glyoxylate cycle. The transcript is spliced from 15 exons.
UAAACCUUGGACGAUAAACAAACCAAACGGCUGGUCAGUGCCAAAGUCCAACAUACAACACAGAACGGUUGGGGAAUCCUGCAAAGAUGUCUGCUAUUGAACUGGAGCCCCCUCCCCCUGGACUGGAGAUGGAGCACCGGGCUCUCUUCACCGGGGAGGCCCUGAGCUUUCUGGCCCAGCUCUCCACUACUUUUCAGGAUGAAGUGGACCGGGUCUUGAAGCUCAGAACGCUCCGGAAGGCACAGUUGGAUCUGACUGGCGAUCUCCCGGGGUUCAGUACAGCUAUGGCCCACGUCCGAGCGGACCCUCACUGGAGAGUGAGCCCAGUCCCAGCCAGACUGCAGUGCAGACACGUGGACAUUGGUGACCUUGCUCCAUGCGACACAGAGCGCUUCUGUCAGGCUCUGAAGUCUCCUGCACAGGGGAUACAGGUGGACUUUGAUGAUGGAAACUGUCCAACAUAUCACAAUCAAAUAAAGGGGAUUUAUAAUGUCUACCAGGCUGUACACAACCAAUUUACCAAUGUCCCUCCCAUUUCCAAGGCCCCCAUUCUAAUGCUCCGGCCACGAGCGUGGAACAUGAUGGACCAUAGCCUGAUGGUAAAUGGGAAAGAGGUCCCUGGCCCACUGUAUGACUUCGGUCUUCUGAUGUUCCACAAUGGAAGCCUGCUGUUUCAGAAUCAGAGUGGUCCAUUUUUCUACCUAUCCAAAGUUGAAAGCUUUUUAGAGGCACGGUUGUGGAAUCAAAUAUUCACAUGGACUGAACAAAAGCUGGGGCUUCCUGUGGGCUGCAUCAAAGCCACAGUGCUGAUAGAGAACAUUCUGGCGUCUUUUGAGAUGGAGGAGAUCCUGUACGAGCUGAAGGAGCACUCUGCUGGACUCAACUGUGGCAUCUGGGAUUACUCCGCCUCUUUUGUCAACAAGUUUGGCCACCGUCCUGACUUCCUGCUGCCAGAUCGCAGCAAGUAUGUGAACAUGGAGAAGCGUUUCCUGAGGAGCUACAUGGACCUGCUGGUCCAGACGUGCCAUCGGCGCGGUGCCCUGGCCACUGGGGGGAUGGCUGCCCUCCUGCUGCCCCCUGACACAGACAGUGCCCUCUACAGCACGGUCAUGCAGACUGUCACCAGGCUGAAGUUGCUCGAAAUCAAAGCUGGAGUGGACGGCUUCAUGGUGUAUGACAUGGACCUGAUCGAGCCCAUGCAGAAGCUAUUCCAGGCUCAUACUACGGCAGAGAAUCAACUGAAUGAGCUGCGUAGUGACCUUCAGGUGACCCGAGAGGAUCUUCUCAGUAUGCCAGCAGGGGGAGUGACACUGUUUGGCCUCAAGCACAACAUCGCCGUGGGGAUCCUCUUCAUCGAGGCCUGGCUGACUGGGCGAGGGCAUUUCUUUUAUAAGGGGCAGGUGGAGGAUUCUGCCACCGCAGAGAUUUCCAGAUCCCAGGUGUGGCAGUGGAUUCGUCACCAGGUGAAACUGGAGGAUGAUGGGACGACUGUGACCCGUGCACUGGUGCAAGAUCUCGUUAAAGAGAUGAUGGGUCACUUAAAGGAGACCAUUCUCUGCAAAACAGUGAGGGACGAGCAGAGGCUUGCCACCGCAGUGUCCAUGUUCCUUGAAGUGGUCCAGAAGAGUGACUUCCCAGAGUUCCUCACCACCUAUCUGAACCUGGACCACACAUUCCUCUCCUCUCAGAGCCAGCAUCAAAAACUGGAGCAGCUACAGUCUAAACUGUAAAGCAAAAGUCUAAGACAUGAGCUCUGUUGCAGACAGUAGAAGUUUGUUUCCUGAUUGACAAUAGUCAAGAUGUAGUAUAUAACUAAAGGCUCUGUGUGAUGUGGAA